AUAUGCGUACCGGUAGUCGAUUGCUUUAGACUAACGUGAAGAUGGCUGAGCCGUUGGAUAAUGUUACAAUUCCUGAGUUCAGCACCCUUCUCCAAAUGGAUCCGUACCUAAAACCAUAUGAAAAGGACUUCCAGAGGAGGUAUGGGUUGUGCCAGAAACGUCUCUUCCUGUUGGAGGAGGCAGAGGGGGGCUUUGACCAGUUCACUCGCAGCUACCAGACCUUUGGGGUGCAGCGACAGGCUAACAACGGGCUCCUCUUUAAAGAGUGGGCCCCAGCGGCUGAGGCCCUUUUCCUAACUGGAGAUUUCAAUGGCUGGGACAAUUUUUCUCAUCCCUACAACAAGAAAGAAUAUGGGAAAUGGGAACUCUACCUCCCACCAAAAGAGGACAAAACACCAGCCAUCCCUCAUCUUUCAAAGCUAAAGGUGGUGGUCCACACCAAAGACGGGCGGCGCCUGUAUCGAAUUUCACCGUGGGCGAAGUAUGUGACGAAGUCAGGGGAUUCUGUUGUGUAUGACUGGGUACACUGGGACCCAUUGAAUCCUUAUCUUCACAUUCAUGCUCGCCCUAAAAAGCCCAGGAGCUUGCGGAUCUAUGAGUCCCACGUUGGGAUCGCCUCACCUGAAGGGAAGAUUGCAUCUUACACCAACUUCACACAAAAUGUGCUCCCACGAAUAAAAGACCUUGGCUAUAACUGUAUACAGCUGAUGGCAAUCAUGGAGCAUGCCUAUUAUGCCAGCUUUGGAUAUCAAGUCACAAGUUUCUUUGCUGCAUCCAGUCGUUACGGGACACCUGAUGAGCUGAAGCAGCUGAUUGACGUGGCUCACUCCCUGGGCAUCAUCGUGCUUCUGGAUGUGGUCCACAGCCACGCAUCCAAGAACACUGAGGACGGCCUCAACAAGUUCGAUGGCAGCGACGCCUGUUUCUUCCACAGUGGGGUCAGAGGAGAGCACAGCCUUUGGGACAGCAGGCUCUUCAACUACUCGAGCUGGGAGGUGCUGCGCUUCCUCCUGUCCAAUCUGCGCUGGUGGAUGGAGGAAUACCGCUUCGACGGCUUCAGGUUCGACGGUGUGACCUCCAUGUUGUACCAUCACCAUGGGAUCGGCGUUUCGUUUUCUGGAGACUAUGCGGAGUACUUUGGCCUGCAUGUUGAUGAAGACUCUCUGAUCUACCUGAUGGUGGCCAACCACAUUCUGCACACACUGUACCCAGACUGUAUCACCAUCGCAGAGGAUGUGUCUGGCAUGCCAGGAAUGUGUCGCGCAGUCUCUGAAGGAGGGUUAGGCUUUGACUACCGCCUGGCCAUGGCCAUUCCAGACAAGUGGAUUCAGAUCCUGAAGGAGUACAAGGAUGAGGACUGGAACAUGGGAAACAUUGUCUACACGCUGACCAACAGGCGGUACGGGGAAAACUGCAUUGCGUAUGCAGAGAGCCACGACCAGGCACUGGUUGGAGACAAGACGCUGGCUUUCUGGCUGAUGGACAAGGAGAUGUACACCAACAUGAGCGCCCUGAUCCCCAUGACCCAGGUCAUCGACCGUGGCAUCCAGCUGCACAAGAUGAUCCGGCUCAUCACUCACGGCCUGGGCGGAGAGGGCUACCUUAACUUCAUGGGUAACGAGUUUGGCCACCCAGAGUGGUUGGACUUCCCAAGGAAGGGGAACGACGAGAGCUACCACUACGCCCGGCGGCAGUAUAACCUGGUGGACAUGGACCACCUGCGGUACCGUCAGCUGUAUGCCUUCGAUCGCGAAAUGAACCGCACCGAGGACAAGUACGGCUGGCUGUCGUCUGGACCGGCCUUCAUCACCGCUAAGCAUGAGGGAGACAAGGUCAUUGUCUUUGAGAGGGCCAACGUUGUGCUUGUCUUCAACUUCCACCCCGCGAAGAGCUACAGCAACUACAGGAUUGCAGUGGAGUCGCCUGGGAAAUACAAAAUCAAGUUGGACUCCGAUGACGUUCAGUUCGGGGGUCACGGCAGGCUGGAUCACAACACAGAAUUCUUCACCGAGCCCGUCCCUUUCAAUGAUCGGCCCCACUCUAUGAUGGUGUACAUUCCCUGCAGAACUGCGCUUGUCCUGGCCAAUGAGGAGAUUAAUUACUGCUAUUAAAUGGAGCAAUGCGAACCAGGGAUGAAUGCCAGUUUAAAAGUUAACCGCCCCACCACCACCUUUCUCCUACCACCUCUGUAAUGUCAGGCCGCACAUUAUCUUGGAUGCUUAUCUAUAGUAAUUACACCACUUCACCUGAAAUGAAAUGGUCCAAUCAGGAAGAGCUAUUCUUCCAAAAUUCUGUAACUGUAAUUUUCAUAUCACUCAACUGCUAUCCCCACGCUUCCUCUUAAAAUUGUUUUGUGUCUGUAAACACAACAGAGAUAUCCACACACCAUCUGCCUUCAGCAUCUAAACAUACAUACAUUAAACUGUAGCGUACAAUAUGACCUUUUCACACUGUGACAUCAUUACAUCAUUAUCAGAUACCCAACCCCCCUGUUACAGGGGCAUUAAUCACUUAGUCCUGUUGUAAAACUAGUAUUUUCUUCAAAAAUGUGUGUUGUUGAAAGAUACCCAUGCCUUCAAUUAGUGUGCCAUUCUGUUUCAUUUUAAAAUGACACAUGCACUUUUUGAUUGAUUUUUAUGUAUGUAUUUAUAUAUUAACACUUUUUGAUGGGAAAGUUGAGCAUAUAAAUUGUGUUUGAGUUAUAUUUAAAAAAAAAUACAAUAGAUAAUGUGGGGUGAUGAUUGCACUAGAACAUGGAGUGCACCUCUGUACAGGGGACUGUGCUAUGAUUGCACUGAUGUUACAUUUUCAUGGCAGAAUUAACAUGACUGGGCAGGCAAGCAAGGAUGACCUUACAGUCCUGAUUACCAUGCAGAUGCACAUUUUCAAUUUUGGUGUGGAUAAUUCCGUAAUGUGGUAUAUUUAACUUUAUUUAUUCAGCAGCAAUAUUAAUUUAUGUUGAUGUUUGGUAUUGUAAAUUGGUCUUCAAAAUGCAUUAACUGCAAUGGAAAUGUGUCUAUGUAUGUAAUAACCAUGUAGUUCUAUAGCUGUUGAUUGAUCAUUAACAUUAAUCCAAGAGGCUAUGGGCCUUGUUCAGUCUGCAUGGAGGACUCCCUCAGUCUGUGUCUUGUCUUGUCUUGUCCAGUCCUUUGACAUCAAAGCUUGACCAAUAAAAAUCAGCCAACUAGACCUGUGGUUGACCAAUCAGAACCCUGUUACCACCACCCCUGACUACUAUCUUCUAAAUAGAUGAGUAAGCAAAUUGUUAUUAAUCAGCCAGCCACCUGUAGGUUGCACAGUGUGCAAAUUCUGAAAAACGGAUGGUAAAUAUCAUGAGACUUAACACCUUUUUAUUUAAUCCAAUUACAGUUUUUCUCUGUGUAAGGUUUGAUUUUCUCUCUGUCGCACACUGAGUCUACCUUACACCUCUCAACAUGUCCUGGAUUCCUGUACUUCAAAGAUUUAAUUUUCUGUGAUUUAGAAAUUAAUUACUGGGCCUUCUCUCCAUGUGUUCUGUCAUUAGACAAAAUGGGCAUAGCUACAGAAAUCUUUCUUAAGGUUUUGCAGGUGAAGAAAUCCCAACCAAGCUGGAAACUUCCCAACACAAGAGAAUGUCUCCAUGUAUUCAAUACAGGGAUAUUGUACCUCAAAAUACUGUAAAAGUGUGGUUGUAAUUGUGGUAAAGCAGCUAUCUCUUAAAUUGUAAACAUACAGUGGCCUAUGUACUGUAUUUAUGUUUGCAUUUUAUGCCUUCGGUUAUUUUCAACGUCCCCAAAUCACAUAUUGUAGCUCUCAGAGUUAUAAGAAAGCAGUGUACAUAGUGUGUAUGCAGGUGGGUCAGAGAAAAGGUUUUUCUGUGUUAGUUUCCCCUUGUCAGGUGAUGUGCUCUGACUGAAAUGGUAUUGUUGUUGAAAAUAAAAGAAUGA
This is a messenger RNA of Megalops cyprinoides (Indo-Pacific tarpon), 3926 nucleotides long. It is a transcript of the gene gbe1b, whose product is annotated as glucan (1,4-alpha-), branching enzyme 1b. Lineage: Eukaryota; Metazoa; Chordata; Actinopteri; Elopiformes; Megalopidae. The coding region runs from base 42 to 2111 and encodes 689 amino acids. The transcript is spliced from 16 exons. Gene Ontology annotation, molecular function: 1,4-alpha-glucan branching enzyme activity; hydrolase activity, hydrolyzing O-glycosyl compounds; cation binding. Gene Ontology annotation, biological process: glycogen biosynthetic process. The record is from RefSeq and is a predicted model, not a curated record. Gene Ontology annotation, cellular component: cytoplasm.